This is a messenger RNA of Vicia villosa (hairy vetch), 738 nucleotides long. RefSeq lists its product as uncharacterized. The transcript is spliced from 2 exons. The coding region runs from base 1 to 738 and encodes 245 amino acids. NCBI's taxonomy places the organism in Eukaryota, Viridiplantae, Streptophyta, Magnoliopsida, Fabales, Fabaceae. The record is from RefSeq and is a predicted model, not a curated record.
AUGGGGGCUGAGGGACUAAGUAUAGACAAUAAUGCAGAAACUGACUUGGAAUUGGAGGACCUAACGCAAAUUCUGUUGGCAGUGGAACCGAUCAGGUAUACACAUGACGGCUUUUCAUGGACGGGAGGGGAUAUGGGGGAGUUCUCAGUGAGUUUUUACUACAAACAGCUGAUGUUGGCUUUGAAUGAGGAAAAGGUUGACCCAAGUCACAAGGAAGCAUUGAAACAUGUUUGGCGGUCGUGGUUACCUUCGAAAGUCAAAAUCUUCGGGUGGAGAUUAUUGAAGGAUAGACUUGCAACAAGAGCACAACUUGUUAAAAGAGGUAUUUUAGAAUACAAUGCUGCUGGUUUUUGUGCUUUUGGCUGUCUUCAAAUUGAGGAUACUGCCCAUCUUUUUAUUAAUUGCGAAACUUCAAGACGUGUGUGGGAAAAUAUCGCGAUCUGGUUGGGGAUCGAACCUUUAGGUGGGGAUGAUUGCUGCAGCCACUUUCUGGUAUUCUUGGUAAGGUUGCGUAACAAGGGUUCAUUAAGGAGAAUCGUCGGAAUAUGGAUGGGGAUCUGUUGGAGUAUUUGGCAGCAGCGUAACACGAUUAUCUUCAUGGAUGGUGUGCGAGACUGUGAGGAAAUUCUGUAUAAUGCCAAACGAUGCUCAUGGUUUUGGUUGGCUAUUGGAAACAAAUUAAAACGCCAAUGCUGUUAUGUAUAUGCUGUUGGUGGAUUGUUGGUUGUUCUGUUGUAA